Molecule: messenger RNA, 1268 nt
Organism: Hydractinia symbiolongicarpus
Lineage: Eukaryota; Metazoa; Cnidaria; Hydrozoa; Anthoathecata; Hydractiniidae
Product: growth arrest-specific protein 2-like
Exons: 5
Coding region: 296-1135 (279 amino acids)
Biological process (GO): actin crosslink formation
Cellular component (GO): actin filament
Molecular function (GO): microtubule binding; actin filament binding; cytoskeletal adaptor activity
Source: RefSeq, a predicted model, not a curated record
AAAAGUAGUGGAACGAAUAGUACUGUGUGCAACUCCCGGCGGGAAAAAUAUGAAUAAACAACAACAAAAAAAACAAAUAACGACGAGAGAGGAAUAAAGAAAAUCCACGUUAAAAAUUUAUAAGGAAAAUGUAGCCAAGUAUAGUUGAUCCACAAAGACACCUGUUUUCUUUAGUAGUAAGGAUGAAAAAAAAAUGAAAAGAUAAAUAAUCAUUUUAAAUCAUCUGCAUGUGGAAAAAAAAAAGAAACGCAAAGAAUAUAUAUAUGUACUGAUUUAGUCAUUUAAUUUUUAUGAUAUGUCAGAGAUGUGUGAAAAUAAUAAUACUGAUAAAAUAGAUGAAAUAACUGCAAAAAUAACAGAAAGAAACGAGCAAAGCAUAGUUCCAUUGUUAGAAGAUGUAGCAGACUGGUUAACUAAGUACAUGAGUAAGAAGAUUACUCCAGACGAUUUUCUAGAUGUAUUAGAUAACGGGAUACUUUUAUUCAAAUUGGCUGAGAAAAUACAAAAACACUCUGAAGAAUAUGUGUCUGGUAAAAUAAAGUUGUUGUCGCGUGGUGUGAAGACGAAGUUGAAAGCGUUGCCUGGCCUUGAGUAUCAGUGUCACCACAGUGCAAAGAAGGAAUCUUUUUUCGCUAGAGAAAAUGCAGCUAACUUUCUUAAAUGGUGCAGAAGUAUUGGCAUACAAGAUUCAACAUUGUUUGAAUCUGAAGGACUGGUACUGCAUAAGCAGUUAAAAAAUGUAGUGUUGACUUUGUUAGAGUUAGCAAGAAUUGGAUAUGCGUAUGAAAUUGACCCUAUUCCAUCUCUUAUAAAGUUAGAAAAAGAAAUCGAACAGGAGGAGGUGGAUGGACGAAAAAACGUGACGAUGCGUAAGAAGAAAGAAAAUAAUGUCGUAGAUUUAGAUUCUAAGGUUCAAGCAUCUGCGAAAAAACAGAAUGUGCUUCUUGAGAAGGUUAAAGAUGGCAAGUAUAUUGUCAAUGGCAAAGCAACUGUUUUUGUCAGAAUUUUGCGCAAUCAUGUCAUGGUGCGUGUUGGAGGAGGCUGGGACGAGUUAGAACAUUUCUUAAGUCGGCACAAUCCUCAAAAAAUCGGUAAAAUCUUAACAUCUACACCAGCCACAUAUAGAGGAAAUUAACUUCAGCACGAAUAUAUUCCACAGCCCGCCGGAGAUGUGUCGGCGUAUAUCGCGGCACGUAUAUGAUUUUUUCUUUGUAAAAGUUCAUUACAGUCAAACUUCGGUUCGACGGACUGACGGUUUGACUUAAUAA